AUGAAUAUCAACCAACAGAGCAUCGACGACUCGGAUACAUUCGACAGGCCGACCCUCGACAAUACGAGCGACAGUCUCGAACCCACAGCUGUGCCACAACAAAGUUCAGGCUACACCUCGAACGUCAACGUCUACGGCUUCCCGGGAUCGACGUGCCACAGCGUGCCAGUGUCUGACAUCCGCGCGCACGAUGUCCAGACUGCCGGUGUCCUGCCAUUCCAAGAGUCGCAACCCAUUGCCCGUCUACCCGAGAGCGUGUACGAUUCCGGGACCCACUCCCCUGCACGACACGACGGCCACAUGGCGUUGCACAAGGACGACGCCGAUAACAGUUUGAUGGUGAUUCCCCAGAAACUAUACCGCCUCCCUCGUCAUCAACGCGGCGGCGCACUAGCGCUGCAAUCCAUCUCGAUCUACGUCGCCGUGCGGGAUGCACUGCAGCCGAAGGUUCUUGCGCGGAAGUUAGUGGACCCCUUGCGUCAUGCCUUCCACCACGCCGGCGGCGGAAAAUCCCGGGAAGGACAAAAGUUUACUAUCCGCUGCGUCUUUCGACUUGACGGAGACGCAGAGGUAGUGAACGCGCGUCCCGUUCAGAUCAACGAGUAUAUGGCUGGCUCCCAAUCCUCCCUCGCGGUAGAGGCAGCGUGGGAUCUGUACCCGAUGUUACGGAAGGCUUCCGGGCGCGUUCCUCUCAUGCGUGUCGCGCUUGUAGAGAAAGUCGCGACCGAACUGCGCGCAUUUUUGAUCAAGCUGAAGGAGCAGAAUAAGCCGCUCGUCUUCCGUGGGCGCGAAGUCGAGUACGACCACCUGCUCAUCGUCAGCAUCUCCCGACCCACCGCCGCCACCGUGCAGCCGAAGCUCGCAAUCCUCCCCCGGUACCGGAACCUAUAUCUCGGUAACGCGCGCGAUGUGUCCCCAUAG
Molecule: messenger RNA, 921 nt
Organism: Trametes versicolor FP-101664 SS1
Lineage: Eukaryota; Fungi; Basidiomycota; Agaricomycetes; Polyporales; Polyporaceae
Exons: 4
Coding region: 1-921 (306 amino acids)
Source: RefSeq, a predicted model, not a curated record